Molecule: messenger RNA, 565 nt
Organism: Chara braunii
Lineage: Eukaryota; Viridiplantae; Streptophyta; Charophyceae; Charales; Characeae
Source: the annotation of a GenBank genome assembly
GGGCAUGUUUAAAAAAAAAAAAAAAAAAAAAAAAAAAGAAGCAGUAUCAGGAACUGGUAGUGAAACUUCAUCUCCAAAAGGAGCAAGGGGCCAGAGGGACUAGUUGGAGAGCUACCUUGCCAAUGGAGCUCAUACCGCUGGAUCAGGCAGCAGUGAACAUCAGAUCGGUGGGAUGGAUCAACACCCCAAAUGCAAGAAGAUCAUCACUGGAUGAAUACUCCACCAAGCUGGGGGUCUCUAUUCUGAGAUCUAAGGGAGUUCACAAGGCAGGAGGACCGUCGACGGUUGAUAAUCAUCCAACUUUGGAGUCACUUGCUGAUCGGUCUGCGUCCGAUAUUCGUGGCCGAAAGAUAGAAGUGGAUAAUAAGGGCUUUGAUAAAGCAGACAAGGGACAGCAUCGGCAGGUUGAGAAGAGUGCACCAUCUGCAUCCGGAGGAUCACUACAAAGGAGGCCAUCACUCGAAAAAGGUGAUGGUCCUGCAGACGCUGACGUGUCAGAGAUGGACAAAACCCUUUUGGGUGUGGUAAGCUAACCCGGUCCCAUUGGGAAUUCAGUUACCAGGCG